UUCCAGAGUGGGGCAAGGAUCAACAUCUCGGAGGGAAACUGCCCCGAGCGAAUCGUGACCAUCACUGGCCCCACCGAUGCCAUCUUCAAGGCUUUUGCCAUGAUCGCCUACAAAUUUGAGGAGGACAUAACCAACUCCAUGAGCAACAGCACUGCGACCAGCAAGCCCCCAGUGACCCUGAGGCUGGUCGUGCCAGCUAGUCAGUGCGGCUCGCUGAUCGGCAAAGGAGGCUCCAAGAUCAAGGAGAUCAGGGAGUCCACAGGUGCUCAGGUUCAAGUGGCGGGGGACAUGCUGCCCAACUCCACGGAGCGGGCGGUGACGAUCUCGGGGACACCCGACGCCAUUAUCCAGUGUGUCAAACAGAUCUGUGUGGUCAUGCUGGAGUCCCCACCAAAAGGUGCCACCAUUCCCUACCGCCCAAAGCCCGCCUCCACCCCUGUCAUUUUUGCAGGUGGUCAGGCCUAUACAAUUCAGGGACAAUACGCAAUUCCACACCCGGAUUUGACCAAGCUCCACCAGUUGGCUAUGCAGCAAACCCCCUUUACUCCCCUUGGACAGACCACCCCCGCUUUCCCUGGAGAAAAGCUGCCCUUACAUUCCUCCGAAGAAGCUCAAAAUCUGAUGGGCCAAUCAUCAGGUUUGGAUGCCAGUCCCCCGGCCAGUACUCAUGAACUCACCAUUCCCAAUGAUCUAAUAGGCUGCAUCAUCGGACGCCAAGGGACCAAAAUCAAUGAAAUUCGGCAGAUGUCGGGAGCGCAGAUCAAAAUCGCCAACGCCACGGAAGGGUCAUCGGAGCGCCAAAUUACCAUCACGGGAACCCCUGCCAACAUCAGCCUCGCGCAGUACCUCAUCAACGCCAGGUGA
This is a messenger RNA of Merops nubicus (carmine bee-eater), 864 nucleotides long. It is a transcript of the gene PCBP3, whose product is annotated as poly(rC) binding protein 3. Gene Ontology annotation, cellular component: cytoplasm; nucleus. Gene Ontology annotation, biological process: regulation of RNA metabolic process; regulation of gene expression. Gene Ontology annotation, molecular function: mRNA binding. The transcript is spliced from 9 exons. The record is from RefSeq and is a predicted model, not a curated record. The annotation marks the transcript as partial. Lineage: Eukaryota; Metazoa; Chordata; Aves; Coraciiformes; Meropidae.